This is a messenger RNA of Owenia fusiformis, 810 nucleotides long. Lineage: Eukaryota; Metazoa; Annelida; Polychaeta; Sabellida; Oweniidae. The record is from the annotation of a GenBank genome assembly.
AUGUCUCUAUCAAUGGACAGUGUUAAUGCAAUGGGAUAUGACAAUUUCAUCAAUACAUUUCGAAAUGUAGUGGAACAUUGUCCACUUGCUGCUGCGAGUGUAUGGGCUGAUAGACCAUUUUCAUCUGAGAAGGACCUUGGAGAAGCAUUCGGUGCAUUCCUUGAUUCUCUCUCUAACAAUGGAAAAGAAGGAGUGCUUCGAUUGCAUCCAGACCUCGCUGGUCGGAUAGCCAAAUCUGGAACUCUUUCUAAGGAGUCAUCCCUUGAACAGUCACAAGCCGGCUUAUUGGAUUUAACCGAAGACGAACAAAAACAACUCGGAGAAAGAAACAAGCUCUAUCAAGAUAAAUUUGGCUUUCCAUUUGUUAUAUGUGUACGGGAAAAUAAAAAGAAUGCGAUAAUUCAAGGAAUAAAAGAGAGACUUGAACAUACCAAAGAAGAGGAAUGCGAAAUCGGAGUUGAAAAUGUGAAGAGAAUUGCCCUACUACGAAUACAUGACAUUUUUCAAUAGAUAUUAUACAUUCUGCCUGUUUUUCCUCGCAAUCGCUUUUGGCAGAUAUCAGAGGAUUGGAAUUCAAAGCCUGUUGACUCUGCUUGACACAUACAUUUUCUAUCAUUUUAUUUUUAUGUUUUCCAAAACAACAACUUUUUAUCACAUAAUUUAAUCGUAUCCUUGUAUAUUAUAUUUUUUAUGUAAACUAUAUUAAUACUAAAAUGUAUUCUCUCAUAUAAAUGAGGCAAUAAAUACGUACCAAUAUGUAUUUUUACUUUACAAUUCACUCUAUCUGGUGAAACGUUCCAGAAAUGUGCA